Molecule: messenger RNA, 1453 nt
Organism: Microbotryum saponariae
Lineage: Eukaryota; Fungi; Basidiomycota; Microbotryomycetes; Microbotryales; Microbotryaceae
Source: the annotation of a GenBank genome assembly
AUGGACGCGGACAGUGCCCCACCAUCUCCCACAGCGUCCACUUCAUCCACCUCCUCAACUGCCUCCACACUGCACGAGGAAUACGAGGGCCAAACGACGACGUUGCCCCCCUCCGUCGCGGCCAACGUCGUACGCCGUUUGGUCGCCCGUGAACUGCAGGACGUGGGCUUUGAUAGUGCGCAACAGGACGCGUGGGAAGAGAUCGAGGCGUGCUUGUUCACUUGUGCGUUGGCGAUGUCGUUGGAUUCGGCUAUCGGAUCAGCGGGAGAGCAAGACCCAGAGCUGACUCGAUCCGCCUCGAACGACUUCACCGUAUUCCCUCGAUUCUACACGCAGUCUUUGGUAGUGCACUGCUACUGGCACACGAUCUAGCGAACCAUGCGCAACGCGUGCGACCCAACGUCAAGGAUCUUGUCGAGAGCUGUCGCAGGCUAGGCGUCGGAGCCGAACUCGAGCUCGUGCAGGAGGUCAAGCGUACCAAGCAUCGUCCAUCAGGUCAGACCAUGACCGGGUACAAGGAUUGAUACACUGUACUCAUACCUUUGUUUAUCCUGCGCGAUGCAGAGGAAUGGCCCAAACUGCGCUUCCAACGCUCGACCAAGCGGCGCUCGUCUCCGUCUGGACCACUGCUCGGCUCCGACGACGAAGGCGAACAGAACGAAAGGGAGGAGAGGGAGAAGGAAUUUACCAAGAUCUUCAACUCGACGCCGGCAGCGAUUGCAUCCGGUAUCGUUACGGGGCAAACGAUCGCUUCAAAGAGGACGUCAGAUGCGCUCAGUGACCUCCCGGGCUUGCCUGCUUUGCCCAACAAGCAUAGUUUCAGAGUCACUCCAGUACAUUACUCAAAAGAUCUAUUCGGCCUUUUCCUCUAUCACACUAAACCCACUCGCCGCCGCUCUCCUCCUCGCAGGCCUACCCUACCCCAACUCUAUCAGCUCCAUUUGUCCCACCGAACCUAACGCACCAUCCCAAACCCCAAGAACCCUCUCCCCUGGCCCUGGCCCAUCUCGCGACCCUCCAAUCACGCCAAAACGACUCGACCCAAGUCGCCGCCUCCUUACGCAACCUCAUCCUACGCACAUCCGCCCGUCCUCAACAAUCGGUCUUCAACCCUUCCGCGCCGAACGGAUCGGACGGAAUAGGACUGCUUGGCAAUGGCGAAGAAUUGGACGUGGUCGAUUACUCGACCGAAUGGUAUUCCUCCAAAACGGCCAGUCAACCCAUCUUCGCUUCCUCUUCCGCGAACAAGAUCGCGAACCCGACGGCACAGGGGAGGAAUAAACCGGUUUGGAAGUUGAAAAUGGGCACGACGGAGAUUGACCAGAGUGCGUUGGAGGAGGCGUUGAUGGCUGCGAAUGGAGGGGUGGCGGUCGUGGGAGGGUUGCAGGGGAAUACGACGACGGCUGGUGGAGGUGGGGGUGGGGUUGUGAAGAGGAGGAGGUGGAGGGUUUGA